CGCCUUUGCUUUUCUGACGGUGGUUAACAGCUUACCUAUUGCUAUUGGGCCUCUGACCGACAAGUAUCAUUCAGGUUACGCUUACAAGGUCUCAAAGAGUAUCGCACCUACCAGAGUAUGCCUGAAUCAGGGGAUAACGAUGCUGACCGAGCAUCCCGCCCGACAUUUGCCAAGAUACGAGAUGCGUGCCGAUAUCAUCAGUCCCGAAACCUUAGAUGUGUUUCGACUGCCAUGGAAAUGGCACGAGAAUGACCCGGGAUACAUUGUAAUCUUGAAGGCUGUUCCUGGCGACCUCCUUAAGACGCUGGUUGCGCACACUGCAAGCCUGGACGCUGCGGUCAGAGUGCCUGCCUUGCUUUGUGACGAUCUAAAGGAUCAGUAUUUCGCUGGUCCAAACAAUAAGGCGCCGUACAUUUCAUUCGUUGUUCUUAGUCCUACAAUUACGGUUGAGCGUCUUCGGGGGAACAUCCACAUUGCUGCGAGAUUUAAUAUUGAGGCAACGAUUCUGCAAUACCAUUCCCAGAAGCGAAACAACCAUGAGCCAUUCUCACAUGAUAUCUGCCUUCGAUAUUUCAGUGACUCAUCCAACGAGGUACUCGUCAUGACGCCAGAAUCCGACGCAUCAGCCGCGUUCACCGUGACCAAGAAAACGACGACCUCAGUCAACCCCCAAGCUGGACUGACGAUGUCCGCAACGCCAUCUGCGAACGUUUCGAUUGGGCUAACUCGUUCCGCCGAGUUAAACGUGCAAUAUGCCGUAGAAUCGUGGAGUGUCAGUGCUCAUCGGCUGGUCGAUGAAGAUGGAUGUUCGCCGAUGUCAAAACGCGGAGGCUGCAACCAUGGACCAGCGCAGUAUCAGUGGUUUUGGGCAGGAAACCAGGAAGAAACCAAACAGCUGACACCGGAUCUGAAACGUACCCUCAAGAUUCAUGUAGUUGCAAAGCGUGUCCUUCCAUAUCUGGACUUUCCCCUCAAUGGUCCAUUCAAGAAAUCCUAUCAGGAAAUCCUAUCGCAAGUGACUGGCAAGAUUCGGAGCCCAUCCGACGCCCACGAUGAGGUCAUUCUCAGAGCCUUGUCAGCCUGCUUUACCUUCCGUUUCUGUGUUCAGGUUAGGGUAAAACGACGAUACGGAAGACUACACCGACUUCUUCUCCUAAGUUCGAACGAUGUCAAAGGCGCAUUUCUGAAACCUGAGUUUAGAACCCAAUUCACUAUCCGGCCAAACUUGACUUGGCUCACAGCUCUGAUACAAGAAGAGAAGCGCAGGCGGCCUGCACCAGGCCCCUCCAAACCACCCAGAAAACCGGAUUGUGAAAAGAAAAACCAGGGAAAGGGUUCAAAAGGAGAAGAUAAGCCCAAACCAAAGGACGAUGAAGACACUGAUGACGGAAGAAGUUCCUCAAAUUCGUCUGAGGGGAAUGAGGAAUCUGAGGACGACGAACUGCCGCCGCCUUUUAGAAUGCCACUCGCCGGAGACACGAUCGACAUUACCGCUCUGCUGGAGGAGAUCAAAGAGCAGAAUGGAGGCCGAGUCGAUGCGUUACAAGGACAGUCGGUGGCGAACAUACUGGGUCACCAGCGGUUCACAACGCUGAGAACAAGAGAAAGGGAGAGGGAUGUUUUGUUUGGAAGAACUAGGUAUUCCAAUGGCCCGGAACAAGUCUACGUAAGGAGAGAACGCAGUCCCCAAUUGCGGACUGAACGCGAUUCAGGUACGAGGAAUAGAGUGGUAACCCGUAUGGUGUCUCCUCCUACUCCUAAUAGGGAAAGAAGAAUUAUCCGGACAACCCAUCUCUCGGACAGGUAGGGGUUAAAUAAAUAAUCCGGCUAAGAGAUCUAAAUGUUUAGAUAGGUAGCUUUACAGAAAUAUGAAUUGCCAG
Molecule: messenger RNA, 1880 nt
Organism: Eremomyces bilateralis CBS 781.70
Lineage: Eukaryota; Fungi; Ascomycota; Dothideomycetes; Eremomycetales; Eremomycetaceae
Exons: 7
Coding region: 140-1807 (555 amino acids)
Source: RefSeq, a predicted model, not a curated record